ACACUGCUGCUGCGAGCGUGGACUUCAAACUUAACUCAUUUUCGUCUGUCAUUCACUCUGAAUGAGUUAGAGACAAUGUCCGUCCGUGUAUUAGAAAUCAUCUUUUUCUUUUAUUUUGCCACUCACAUUCCCAUCACGUUAUUUAUCGACUUACAAGCCCUGCUGCCUGGACAUGUGUAUCCCCAACCGCUGAAGCAGCUCGUGGGCUGGUACGCUGAGGCGUUCAGGGACCCCCUGCUGCUGGACCCCCCGCACUGGUUCCGCUCCUUCAUCCUCUGUGAGGCCGUGCUCCAGACUCCCUUCUUCCCCGUCGCAGCUUACGCUUUCCUCAAAGGUGGGUGUAGGUGGAUCCGGACCCCGGCCCUGGUGUACUCCACACACGUGGCCACCACGCUGGUCCCCAUCCUGGCCCACAUCCUCCUCCACCAGUUCCCAGGGAGCCCCCACCCCGGCCCCCAGACCCCCCAGGAGCGCUGGCUGCUGGUGGCCGUCUACGCCCCCUACCUGCUGGUGCCGCUGCUGCUGCUGCUCACCAUGCUGCUGUCCUCCACCUACAGCGCCCCCAGCAGGCCUGGAGGAGACACGGCCACAGCCAAGAAGAAAAAACACUGAUUUACUCCGGAUCUGGCGUCUUUAUUUCUUUGUUGUGUGAGUCGAGGAGAAACUGCUUUAAAUCAGCCAGAAUGAGUCAUUCUGUUUGAAUUAAAAUCCUUAUUUGUUAGAAUAGGCUUUGUGUUUUUGUAUCCACGCAUUAACAUGCUGACAUGGAAGUGUAACACGACCAGGACACAUCAGGAUUGUGGCUGAGAGUUUGGUUCUGUAUUUUCGAGCUCUGGGCUGAUUUCAAACAGAUAUGAACAUUGAGAGGAGACGGGGGUGG
Molecule: messenger RNA, 880 nt
Organism: Cololabis saira (Pacific saury)
Lineage: Eukaryota; Metazoa; Chordata; Actinopteri; Beloniformes; Belonidae
Gene: tmem97
Product: transmembrane protein 97
Exons: 3
Coding region: 76-612 (178 amino acids)
Cellular component (GO): endoplasmic reticulum
Source: RefSeq, a predicted model, not a curated record